Molecule: messenger RNA, 8494 nt
Organism: Sciurus carolinensis (gray squirrel)
Lineage: Eukaryota; Metazoa; Chordata; Mammalia; Rodentia; Sciuridae
Gene: Rad54l2
Product: RAD54 like 2
Exons: 23
Coding region: 247-4113 (1288 amino acids)
Cellular component (GO): nucleus
Molecular function (GO): ATP-dependent chromatin remodeler activity; ATP hydrolysis activity; ATP binding
Source: RefSeq, a predicted model, not a curated record
GCGAGCGCCGCCGCCGGAGAAGACCGACGCUCGGCCAGCGCCAGCCCGCGGCGCCCGGGCCUGGCCGGCUGCUUCCCGCCUCUGCCGCUGCCCCCGCCCCCGCUGCUGUAAACACCGUCCAGGCGGGCGCGGCGGAGCGUGAGGUCCUACGGCCUUGCCCGGUCCGGCGCGGCCCGGAUCCGUGGCACGGGAGGACCCUGCAGUGGACCAUGAGUUGGUAAUGCCCACUGAGGACCACUGGGAGCCAUGUCAGACGAAUCCGCCUCAGGGAGCGAUCCAGACCUGGACCCGGACGUGGAGCUGGAGGAUGCGGAAGAGGAGGAGGAGGAGGAGGAGGUGGCAGUGGAGGAGCAUGACAGGGAUGAUGAGGAAGAUCUGCUGGAUGACCCAUCCCUGGAAGGCAUGUGUGGCACUGAACAUGACCAGCUGGGGGAAGAUGGGCAGCAGCCGCAGCGGUGCACUUCAACUACCUCAUCUCAGUCUGAGCCUUCAGAGCAGCUUAAGCACCCGCAAGGGAAGAUCCUAGCCUCUGAGGACCCCAAAAAGAAGAGAGCUCAGAAGCCCUCUCACAUGAGAAGAAACAUACGAAAGCUACUCCGGGAGGAUCAAUUGGAGCCUGUUACCAAAGCAGCUCAGCAGGAAGAGUUGGAAAGAAGGAAGCGCCUGGAGCAGCAGAGGAAAGAUUAUGCGGCCCCAAUUCCUACUGUUCCCCUGGAGUUCCUGCCUGAGGAAAUUGUCUUAAGAGCAAGUGAUGGUCCUCAACUGCCUCCUCGGGUCUUGGCCCAGGAAGUCAUUUGUUUGGACAGUAGCAGUGGCAGUGAGGAUGAGAAAAGCAGUCGAGAUGAGGUGAUUGAACUGAGCUCUGGAGAGGAGGACACUCUGCACAUUGUGGACAGCAGUGAGUCUGUCAGUGAGGAAGAUGAGGAAGAAGAGAAGGGUGGCACCCAUGUGAAUGACGCCUUAAACCAGCAUGAUGCUCUUGGGCGGGUUCUUGUCAACCUGAACCACCCUCCAGAGGAGGAAAAUGUCUUCCUCGCCCCACAGUUGGCACGGGCUGUGAAACCUCAUCAGAUUGGUGGGAUCCGGUUCCUGUAUGAUAACCUCGUGGAGUCCCUGGAGAGGUUUAAGACCAGUAGUGGCUUUGGCUGUAUCCUGGCCCAUAGCAUGGGUCUAGGGAAAACUUUGCAAGUGAUCUCCUUCAUUGAUGUCCUCUUCCGCCACACGCCAGCCAAAACAGUCCUCGCCAUUGUGCCGGUUAAUACUCUUCAGAACUGGUUGGCAGAGUUCAACAUGUGGCUUCCGGCUCCUGAAUCCCUUCCAGCUGACAACAAGCCUGAAGAAGUCCAGCCUCGGUUCUUUAAAGUUCACAUCUUGAAUGAUGAACACAAGACGAUGGCAUCUCGUGCUAAAGUGAUGGCUGAUUGGGUGUCAGAGGGUGGGGUGCUGCUGAUGGGGUACGAAAUGUACAGACUCCUCACUCUGAAGAAAUCCUUUGCCACAGGUAGACCGAAGAAAACCAAGAAACGCUCUCACCCGGUCAUCAUUGAUCUGGAUGAGGAAGAUCGACAGCAGGAGUUUCGUAGAGAGUUUGAGAAGGCCUUAUGCCGCCCUGGUCCUGAUGUGGUGAUCUGUGAUGAGGGACACCGCAUCAAAAACUGCCAGGCCAGCACCUCACAGGCUCUGAAGAACAUACGCUCUCGCCGCAGGGUGGUGCUGACUGGGUACCCCCUGCAGAACAACCUCAUCGAGUACUGGUGCAUGGUGGACUUUGUACGCCCAGACUUCCUUGGCACUCGGCAGGAGUUCAGCAACAUGUUUGAACGCCCUAUCCUGAAUGGGCAGUGUAUCGACAGCACGCCUCAGGACGUACGCCUCAUGCGAUACCGGAGCCAUGUCCUGCACAGCCUGCUGGAGGGUUUUGUGCAGAGGAGAGGCCAUACUGUGCUGAAGAUUCAUCUCCCUGCCAAGGAAGAGAAUGUGAUCCUGGUGCGGCUCUCUAAGAUUCAACGAGAUUUGUAUACACAGUUCAUGGACCGUUUCCGGGACUGUGGUAGCAGUGGCUGGCUGGGGCUGAACCCCCUCAAGGCUUUCUGUGUGUGCUGCAAGAUCUGGAAUCACCCUGAUGUGCUUUAUGAAGCCCUUCAGAAGGAGAACCUGGCCAAUGAGCAGGACCUAGACGUGGAAGAGCUUGGCUCAGCAGGGACCAGUGCCCGCUGUCCACCACAGGGAGCAAAAGCCAAGGGAGAGGAUAGCACCUUGACUUCCUCAAUGGGAGAGGCAACCAAUAGCAAGUUCCUACAGGGGGUUGGCUUCAACCCAUUCCAGGAGCGAGGCAACAACAUCGUCACAUAUGAAUGGGCCAAGGACCUUCUGACUAAUUAUCAGACCGGAGUCUUAGAAAAUUCUCCCAAGAUGGUACUGCUUUUCCACCUGAUUGAGGAAAGUGUGAAGCUUGGGGACAAGAUCCUCGUGUUUAGCCAGAGUCUUUCCACCUUGGCUCUCAUUGAAGAAUUCCUGGGAAAGCGAGAAGUACCCUGUCUACCUGGUACUGAGGGGCAAGGAGCACCAAAGUGGGUUCGAAAUGUCAGCUACUUCCGGCUAGAUGGUAGUACCCCUGCCUUUGAGAGGGAGCGACUCAUUAAUCAGUUCAAUGAUCCCAGCAACCUCACCACCUGGCUGUUCCUUCUCUCCACAAGGGCUGGAUGCUUGGGUGUGAAUCUGAUUGGUGCCAAUCGAGUGGUGGUGUUUGAUGCUUCCUGGAACCCUUGCCAUGAUGCCCAAGCAGUAUGUCGGGUAUACCGUUAUGGCCAGAAAAAGCCCUGUCAUAUCUAUCGUUUGGUGGCUGAUUAUACGCUUGAAAAGAAGAUCUAUGACCGUCAGAUUUCCAAGCAGGGCAUGUCAGAUCGGGUGGUGGAUGAUCUAAAUCCGAUGCUGAACUUCACCCGGAAGGAGGUGGAAAACCUACUGCACUUUGUUGAGAAGGAGCCAGCUCCGCAAGCAUCCUUGAAUGUAAAAGGGAUCAAGGAAUCAGUUCUACAACUUGCUUGUUUGAAGUACCCUCACCUCAUCACCAAGGAGCCUUUUGAGCAUGAGUCAUUGCUCCUCAACCGAAAGGAUCACAAGCUGACCAAGGCUGAGAAAAAAGCAGCAAAGAAAAGUUAUGAGGAAGACAAACGCACAUCAGUUCCCUACACCCGCCCAUCGUAUGCACAGUAUUACCCUGCCAGUGACCAGAGCCUGACCAGCAUUCCUGCCUUCAGUCAGAGGAACUGGCAACCAACACUGAAGGGUGAUGAAAAGCCUGUGGCCAGUGUUCGUCCUGUACAGUCCACCCCCAUCCCUAUGAUGCCGCGGCAUGUCCCACUGGGAGGCACUGUAAGCUCUGCUUCCAGCACAAAUCCAUCCAUGAACUUCCCAAUCAACUACUUGCAGCGGGCAGGAGUCCUUGUGCAGAAGGUGGUCACCACAACAGAUAUUGUUAUUCCUGGACUCAACAGUUCUACAGAUGUUCAGGCUAGAAUUAAUGCUGGUGAGAGCAUCCACAUCAUCCGUGGGACAAAAGGGACGUACAUUCGCACCAGUGAUGGACGGAUCUUUGCUGUCCGGGCAACUGGCAAACCAAAGGCCCCUGAAGAUGGUCGGAUGGCUGCCUCAGGUUCCCAGGGACCUUCUCGUGAGUCCACAAGCAACGGCAGACACAGUGCCUCAUCACCCAAAGUCCCUGACCCUGAGGGGCUGGCCAGGCCCGUCUCUCCCGACAGUCCGGAGAUCAUCAGUGAGCUCCAGCAGUAUGCAGAUGUGGCUGCUGCUCGGGAAUCCCGUCAGAGCUCCCCAAGCACCAAUGCCGCCCUGCCUGGCCCCCCGGCCCAACUCGUGGACAGCAGUGCUGUUCCUGGGACAGCUCUUGGAACUGAGCCACGGCUUGGGGGUCAUUGCCUCAAUAGUUCCCUCUUGGUGACUGGCCAACCUUGUGGUGGCAGGCACCCAGUGCUAGACUUAAGGGGCCACAAGCGAAAGUUGGCCACUCCACCUGCCGCCCAGGAGUCAGCCCGCCGGCGGUCCAGGAAGGGCCAUCUGCCAGCCCCCGUGCAGCCGUAUGAACACGGAGAGUGAUGAUUCAUGGCACUAUUAGUUGAACAUCAGAGUGAGCCCAGGAGAAGAGCCAUGGAAAUCACAAGUUUCCUUCUAGUUGGGUGAAGAGAAGGCCCAGGUAACUCAAGUUCCUGGUUUUCAGAGCCACAUUUGUAUUAGAAAUUUGGGGGGAAAUCAUGAGAGAAAAUGGGCAUUACCAAUCUUUGUCUCUUUCCUCAGUGGUUGUCUCUGAGCAUAUCUCCCUUUCCAGGGUGGGAGGGAAAAACACUGCAGUGUGAGUUAGGGAGUGUGGCUGGAAAAGACAUUUUUCACCAGGGUGGAACUAUGCUUCAGCUGCCUAUCCUGGUGGCCUUUCCUCUUCCUUUCCCACCCUGUUAGAAAGCUCCAUGUUAAUUUAUUUCUUAUGGUUAUGGGCAAUUAUUUAUUUAGACUUUUCAUGAGUCUUUUUUUUUUUUUUUUUUUUUUUUGUGGCAGGGGAAGUUAAGGUUAAAGAAGGUAGGAGAUAGGGACAUUUUAAGAUGUACUAGACCCCAUAGCUGCUGGUAAAAAAAAAUCCUGAGUGGAUGGUGAAUUAACCAGGGAAAGAGAGUUAGGUUUGACCUAAAAAAUGAAUUUAUCUUUUUUUAAAUGGAAAUCAGAGAGUGGUGAUUCAUGGCACUAUUAGUUGAACAUCAGGGUGAGCCCAGGAGAAGAGCCAUGGAAAUCACAAGUUUCCUUCUAGUUGGGUGAAGAGAAGGCCCAAGGGUUAGAUUAAACAACUAUAUUUUGGAGAGAUGUGGCCUCUCAGGAAGAUCAGGGAAUUCUGAGACUGGAUAGUCAGUGGUAGUGAGACACAUUCUACAGAGAUUGAAACUUGGGAUCAUGGAGUUUACUAUUGAGAAGUAAGUGACCCCCAAAUUUGGAGCUAUAUCCUGCUGGAAUGAUCUUAGAAGUCAGCUCUAUGCUGAAUAGUGAAGCUGUGGAUAGGCAGCUGCUGGGUUGAGGUAAUGGACCAUUGAUUUCCUGUUAGGAAAUGUUUCGGCUUCCCCAGCUUAUCAGGUGAUCAUUGUAGGCCUGGUGUCUGCUGCUUCCAUCUUCUUUGAAGGAUCCUGGAGGACUCCUUCCUCUUUAGGAGCCUUAAGUGUGGCUUCUGUCUUAAGAGAACAUGAUUACAUUAGUCAUUCUGGCCUACCCUUCCUAGUUGCCAGUGCAGGGAAGGAGCAUCUAGUCAAACAUAAACACUGGCUGUCUGCUAUUGUCAUAUCCUGUGUCCUAUUGUCCCCAUCUCCUGCCUCCCCUCAAGACUUUGCCAGGCAGUUCUUUAUGAUGAACAAACUUUUCUUGUCUUUAGAGCUUUACCACUUGCUUGUUGCUCCCCAUUGGCUGGGCAGCUGCUGCACCUGCCUCUUCCUAGCCUAGGAGGUAGCUUAACCUCCAGCAGCUCUACUGACAAGCCCAUUCCAUUAUUGGAGGGCUUAGCAGACAUUGGGAUUUGUUCCCAGAGGAGAGAUGGGGAGAUGACUGAUGGUGUGUGUGUGUGUGUGUGUGUGUGUGUGUGUGUAUGUGCGUGCGAGCACCUGUGUGUGUGCGCGCAUGCACCUGUGUGUGUGCGCACGUGCAUGUUUGUGCGCUAUCCAAUAACACCAAAAGUGGAACUUGAGGCGCUUUCUGUUUUCAUAAACACCCUGUCAGACAUUUAACUCUUCUAUUCAUAGAAGCCUUAGAUCUACGAUUUAGCUAUGCAAAUUAUUUUUAAGAUUUUUAAAAUAGCAGUUCCAACCAGUGCUUUCUCUCUCUGAUGCAUCCCAAGAAUGGAUGGUAAAGGGAUUCACUUGGAGUGGGCUCUCAGGUUGAUGCUGGUGCAGUAAGAUGAGCUAGUCAGAACACACUCAGAACUUGGAUUACACUAAUGUCUCUCAGUCCUGGAGCACUGGGAUCCUAGAGGCUGUCUGUGUAUGCGUGUGUAUGUAUGUAUGUGUGUGUAUGUAUUCAGGGGAAAGAAGAAUAUUUCUGUGUUCACUUACAGGAAGUCACUGCAGCUGUCUCUGAGAAUCCAGAAACCAUUUCAGCAGGAAACAGAAACCAUUUACUAGAGGAACAAGCGUUUGAAGUUGCCAGGAUGCAAAUGGGUGUCUGAGAGGCAACAUGUGUCCGUUCCCUACCCUCUGGUUCCAGGGCUGAGGUCUUGCUUCAGCUCUGCAAAGGCCAUAAUUCUGGGAAGCUGACCUGGCUAGGGAAGGCUCUUAAUCUGAUAAUGUAUGUUUCUAUUAUGUAGAGGGUGGCAGUGAGAUCAUGAGAAACUGAAUUGCAACUAGUUCCAUAGAUUUUGUUGCUUCUUGUUUUUAAUGAACCUGAAAACACAUCUCUUGAUUUUUCUUGUCUCUUUAUGUGGGUUGUUGGGCAAAUGUGCAUGCACACCAAACAUGAGCAUGUAUAUAAGGGAAGCAGGAAAUGUCUUAGAGCUAAAGAACCAUAUUUUACAGUUUCUUUGAUCAGAAACAUUUAGUGAUGGCUUCCACCCACCAUCUAGGCUUAAAUCAGGAAGGCUGGUGAUCCAGAGGGAAGGUAGAAGAUCAAGCUUAGGCAUCUUCCCUCAUGAUUGUCUUCCAAUGUUUUCAAGGGUUUCUCAAGUCUCAUCCAUCUUGUGUAGCCUAACUACUUUUCCUGGGGAAAACAGUACUAAAUGAUUCAAGAUUGCCAUUUGUACUGAUGCUUUAUUUCCUUUCUUAAUAUCUUUGUGGACAAAGACUGUUAGCAGGGAUAGAGUAGCUAUUUAAGAAAGGAAGUAAGUGAACCAUGUUGGGUCAGACCUUUUUCUUUAGUUUGGAUCUGUGAAGUCCUCACCCCUUUGAGUUGUGCUGCUUAGGUCUCUAUAUUAUCAUCUCCUAAUUUAAGGAUAAUUCUGGUCCUUGGAACUCUCUUCCAUAGGAAUUAAUGUGUAGAUUCUUUAUAUACUUGUGAUCCACAACUAAAUAUGAAAUUUCCCACUCUAGGAGCAUGAAGCAAAGAGCCAGGGUAAGUUUUGCUGAUUGGUUGAAACACAACCAACUUUCACAAGCAAGCUGUCUGAAGAGCAAGGCUUUCUGCAUCAGUAUGUUUAAGCCUGGCAUUCCUUGCUCUGGAACUGAGUCCUCAUCAUUUGGUGAAGGUCUUCUAUGGACUUUACAUACCUUGUUUCCAGUGUUCCUGGAUAUGACUGCCUACUUCCCACUUCCCUUUCUCAGAUGACCAGUCUCUCCCUUUGAACUGUGGCUUUCUGUGCACUCAGCCAAGUGGUUCUUCCUCCGUGAAAACUCCUUUGAGAAGUCAUCCUUUCUCCAAAGGACCCCCCCAGAAGACUUUCUGGCCCUUUGCUGACUAGUCCCAGGAAAUCAGCACCUCAAGGCCUAUCUGAGAAUGCUGCGCUCUCCGUUGCUCCCCUUUAGAAUCAGUUCCCCUUCUUUCUGCCUUUUUCUCUUCUGCUCUGUGUAUUCUGCUGUGGCCCCUCAAUGUCUGUUCUAUGUCACUAGCUUGGCCCUAGGCCUUUUAUGAAUACCCAAGUCUUACAACGAUGAACUUCCUGAGCAGGCAAGUGUCCACCUUCUUUACUUUUCAGGUACCUGAGUCUGUUCCUUUCCCCUCUCACGAGUCUGUUUGUUGUAGUCAUCAUCUAGGGCAGUGAGAAGAGGUAGCCAGGCAGGCUGCAGAAUCUGCAAUGCAGAGGGCUAGGGAAGGUUUGGGUUCUCUGCUACUACUGGGAUGAUAUUCAUAUGAGAGGGGACCUCAUACUGUGACCUGACCCAGGACCCUCCCUGGAAGAAAGCUUAGCCCAGCUAUGUUUGAGUGAGUGAGUGUGAUAGUGUGUGUGCACAUGUGUGCUCAUGUGCACCUGGGUGUAAAAUGACUGUUAUCUGGUUGUGUUACUCAGGGUGGGCUGGGGACUCACCAGAAGAAUUCCCCAGGCCUGCCCAAGACAGGUUUUUUUUCCUUGUACCCUCUUCAGAGGGAUCAUGGGAAAAGGGUCCAGUCCAGGUGGGUUGAGGGGGUCACAAAGGAUAACCACUAAGGCCACACUGCUGCCAGGGGGAAAGGGUGGGGUGGGGUGGGGUCGAUGAGGUGGCCCCAGGGCCCUGGCACCUGGCUUUGGUUUUCCGUCUUCUUUCCUCAGGACGCCCCUGAGGCCUGGGACCUGCGCCUGGCUUAGAGAAGCAUCUGUGGCUGGGUGAUCCAGCUGCUGGUGUGAUCAUGGGCUUCCCUCCUCUCUCAGCAGGGCAGGCGCUUCUGCCCCAGAGACUGGGCAACUGGCUGUUUCUAUGACGUAUUUAUUUUUACUUGUGUUUCAUGUCACUUUUUUAAAAAAAAAAAAACAAAAACAGAACAAUUGUAAGUCAGUAUAACUGCCUAUCAGUUUUCUUUAUUUCUCUUUUUGUAAAAUAAAAUUUAA